AUGGGGCUGGGGUCUCUCUGGUGUUGGACUAUGGGGCUGGGGUCUGUCCGGUGUUGGACUAUGGGGCUGGGGUCUGUCCGGUGUUGGACUAUGGGGCUGGGGUCUCUCUGGUGUUGGACUAUGGGGCUGGGGUCUGUCCGGUGUUGGACUAUGGUGCUUGGGGUCUCUCUGGUGUUGGACUAUGGGGCUGGGGUCUCUCUGGUGUUGGACUAUGGGGCUGGGGUCUGUCCGGUGUUGGACUAUGGGGCUGGGGUCUCUCUGGUGUUGGACUAUGGGGCUGGGGUCUGUCCGGUGUUGGACUUUGGGGCUGGGGUCUCCCUGGUGUUGGACUAUGGGGCUGGGGUCUGUCCGGUGUUGGACUAUGGGGCUGGGGUCUCUCUGGUGUUGGACUAUGGGGCUGGGGUCUCUCCGGUGUUGGACUAUGGUGCUGGGGUCUCUCUGGUGUUGGACUAUGGGGCUGGGGUCUGUCAGGUGUUGGACUAUGGGGCUGGGGUCUCUCCGGUGUUGGACUAUGGGGCUGGGGUCUCUCUGGUGUUGGACUAUGGGGCUGGGGUCUGUCUGGUGUUGGACUAUGGGGCUGGGGUCUCUCUGGUGUUGGACUAUGGGGCUGGGGUCUCUCUGGUGUUGGACUAUGGGGCUGGGGUCUCCCUGGUGUUGGACUAUGGGGCUGGGGUCUCUCUGGUGUUGGACUAUGGGGCUGGGGUCUCCCUGGUGUUGGACUAUGGGGCUGGGGUCUGUCUGGUGUUGGACUAUGGGGCUGGGGUCUCCCUGGUGUUGGACUAUGGGGCUGGGGUCUCCCUGGUGUUGGACUAUGGGGCUGGGGUCUCUCUGGUGUUGGACUAUGGGGCUGGGGUCUCCCUGGUGUUGGACUAUGGGGCUGGGGUCUCCCUGGUGUUGGACUAUGGGGCUGGGGUCUGUCCGGUGUUGGACUAUGGGGCUGGGGUCUCCCUGGUGUUGGACUAUGGGGCUGGGGUCUCUCUGGUGUUGGACUAUGGGGCUGGGGUCUGUCCGGUGUUGGACUAUGGGGCUGGGGUCUCUCUGGUGUUGGACUAUGGUGCUGGGGUCUCUCUGGUGUUGGACUAUGGGGCUGGGGUCUGUCCGGUGUUGGACUAUGGGGCUGGGGUCUCUCUGGUGUUGGACUAUGGGGCUGGGGUCUCUCUGGUGUUGGACUAUGGGGCUGGGGUCUGUCUGGUGUUGGACUAUGGGGCUGGGGUCUCUCUGGUGUUGGACUAUGGGGCUGGGGUCUCUCUGGUGUUGGACUAUGGGGCUGGGGUCUCUCUGGUGUUGGACUAUGGGGCUGGGGUCUCUCUGGUGUUGGACUAUGGGGCUGGGGUCUCUCUGGUGUUGGACUAUGGGGCUGGGGUCUCUCUGGUGUUGGACUAUGGGGCUGGGGUCUCUCUGGUGUUGGACUAUGGGGCUGGGGUCUCUCUGGUGUUGGACUAUGGGGCUGGGGUCUCUCUGGUGUUGGACUAUGGUUCUGGGGUUACUGUAAACAAACGCACAGUGAAAAAGUUCAAUGCAGAGCUCUGA
This is a messenger RNA of Knipowitschia caucasica, 1530 nucleotides long. Lineage: Eukaryota; Metazoa; Chordata; Actinopteri; Gobiiformes; Gobiidae. The record is from the annotation of a GenBank genome assembly.